This is a messenger RNA of Pipistrellus kuhlii (Kuhl's pipistrelle), 747 nucleotides long. RefSeq lists its product as uncharacterized. Lineage: Eukaryota; Metazoa; Chordata; Mammalia; Chiroptera; Vespertilionidae. The record is from RefSeq and is a predicted model, not a curated record. The coding region runs from base 1 to 687 and encodes 228 amino acids. The transcript is spliced from 2 exons.
AUGAUCCAGGCGCGGCACCUCCAUUUUCCGAACCCCCUUCUCCUCGAGUCCGCCUGCCUCGCAGCCAGGCUCUCUCCCCGCGGACCGGGUGGGAGCGAAGGGCGGGAAAGGGAAGGGUUCGGGGGGGUGGGCGGAGGAAGGAAGGAGGCGAGGACCGCGGUGGUCCAGGCGCGGGGAUCGAGGCUGGAAGACACGGAGGCUAGACAGCGGCUGUGGCAGGAGCUCCGCGGGGAGGGUGCGCCUCCGGGAGAGACCGAGAGGGACCUGGCGCGAGGGCGGGAGGCGCGCGCGCUCCUGGCGGGGAGGGAGGGGACGCGGAGCGCCCGGAACGUGCGGGAGGAGGCGCGGCGCGGCGCGCGCACGCUCGCGAGAGGAGGACGCGCCCACCUGCCGGCGCGAGGCGCCCGCCCUCCCCGCGCGCGCGCGCGCGCACGCGCCCCCGGCUGCCCUCGCGCCGCGGGCCCCGUAACCCCGCGAGCGAGGCGUCGGACGGCGGAGCGCGCGGGAACGGCGGGCGGCCGGGGUGCCGCGUGCGCGCUCACCUGGCGCUGGCUCCCGGCGAGGGCGACCUGGCGUCCUUUCCCCACCCGGCAGUGUCCCUGGGAGCCCAGGUUGGCACUGCGGCUGGCGUUUCUGCACGGGGAGGUGAGGAGAAACUCAUUGUAUCCAGCUCACAGUGACUUAUGAGGCAUUUCUGCCAAGUGGAAUAUUCAUUUCUACCCACACCGAGGACCACUCCAAAGGCAA